Molecule: messenger RNA, 3717 nt
Organism: Coregonus clupeaformis (lake whitefish)
Lineage: Eukaryota; Metazoa; Chordata; Actinopteri; Salmoniformes; Salmonidae
Product: tetraspanin-18-like
Exons: 9
Coding region: 486-1271 (261 amino acids)
Cellular component (GO): membrane
Source: RefSeq, a predicted model, not a curated record
AGUCCUACUGUAUGAGACGAAUGCCAAUCAAAAUAGCAGUUGAGUUCAAGCUGUAUGGAAGAAAAAGCCCCAUUAUUUGAAAUGUUAACAAUUCUAGUUUUUAGUGGGGGGUGUGAGCGUCAAGUAUCCUACCCCGCCUUCGAUGAGUAGCGUGAAGCGCUGCGCGUGUGGAAACGGGAGACACUUCAACCACAGAGCGAACCUCGCGGUGAAGACCGAGCACAGAACUGAACUGAACACUGUUGCUCUGCCCGUGGUACUGGAUUUAUCAGUGAUUAUUAGUGAUUCCCAAGGACAGUGUCAUAACAUUUUGGAUAUAUCUACUGGUUCGUGUUCUUUAAAAGCUUUGGGAAACAUAUCCCACUUCUCUCGGUUGUAUAAAGGCGGUUGUAAUGUGCUGUGAGGUUGAAGGUUGAAGACGGCCGGCCACUCGCUCUCGAGCAACCUCCUCUUGAAACCAACCAACUAGAGUCAUUAACAGGUACAUGAUGGGGUCCGGGGAGGCUUCAGCGCGGGGCACAGACAUGGAGGGGGACUGUCUCAGCUGCAUCAAGUACCUCAUGUUCAUCUUCAACUUCCUCAUUUUCUUAGGAGGCUCCUUCCUGCUUGGUGUGGGUGUGUGGGUGCUGCUGGACCCUACAGGCUUCAGGGAGAUGGUAGCAGCCAACCCUCUGCUCUUCACUGGGGUCUACAUCCUCCUGGCCAUGGGGGCAAUGCUCUUCCUCCUGGGAUUCCUGGGCUGCUGCGGAGCCAUCCGGGAGAACAAGUGUCUGCUACUCUUUUUCUUCAUGCUCAUCCUGGUCAUCUUCCUGGCAGAGUUAGCAGCAGCCGUCCUGGCCUUCAUAUUCCGGGAGCAUCUCACCAGAGAGAACUUUACCAGGGAGCUGAAGAGUCGCUACCAUGGACACAACAACACUGAUGUCUUCACGUCCACCUGGAACGCCAUCAUGACCACCUUUGACUGCUGUGGGGUGAACAGCCCGGAUGACUUUGAGGAGAGCCUGUUCAGGCUCCUCAGCCCAGACAAGAUUGUUCCUGAGGCGUGUUGCCAGGGCAACAGUCACCCUGGAGAUGCCGUGGACGACCUCAGCAGAGACGAGUGUCUGAGGGGAAGCAUGGUGCUCCGCUAUAACAAGGGUUGUUACUCAGCUGUGGUGGACUAUUUUGAGACCUAUAUCUACAUGGCAGGAGCUCUGGCUAUUGUUGUCCUGACGAUUGAACUGUUUGCCAUGGUGUUCGCAAUGUGUCUGUUCAGAGGAAUCGACCAGUAACCCUGACAACACACACAACCCCAGGAAGACACUCAACAAAGGGACACAGACUGACGAAGGAGAAGAGAGCCUGAAGAUAAACACCUGUAGAUUAUGAAUCAGAUGUUAGGAGAAUAGAGCCUAAAGAUAAACACCUGUAGAUUAUAAAUCAGAUGUUAGGAGAAUAGAGCCUAAAGAUAAACACCUGUAGAUUAUAAAUCAGAUGUUAGGAGAACAGACCCUAAAGAUAAACACCUGUAGAUUAUAAAUCAGACGUUAGGAGAAUAGAGCCUAAAGAUAAACACCUGUAGAUUAUAAAUCAGAUGUUAGGAGAAUAGAGCCUAAAGAUAAACACCUGUAGAUUAUAAAUCAGAUGUUAGGAGAAUAGAGCCUAAAGAUAAACACCUGUAGAUUAUAAAUCAGAUGUUAGGAGAAUAGAGCCUGAAGAUAAACACCUGUAGAUUAUAAAUCAGACGUUAGGAGAAUAGAGCCUAAAGAUAAACACCUGUAGAUUAUAAAUCAGAUGUUAGGAGAAUAGAGCCUAAAGAUAAACACCUGUAGAUUAUAAAUCAGAUGUUAGGAGAAUAGAGCCUACAGAUAAACACCUGUAGAUUAUAAAUCAGAUGUUAGGAGAAUAGAGCCUAAAGAUAAACACCUGUAGAUUAUAAAUCAGAUGUUAGGAGACUAGAGCCUAAAGAUAAACACCUGUAGAUUAUACAUCAGACGUUAGGAGAAUAGAGCCUAAAGAUAAACACCUGUAGAUUAUAAAUCAGACGUUAGGAGAAUAGAGCCUGAAGAUAAACACCUGUAGAUUAUAAAUCAGAUGUUAGGAGAAUAGAGCCUAAAGAUAAACACCUGUAGAUUAUAAAUCAGAUGUUAGGAGAAUAGAGCCUGAAGAUAAACACUUGUAGAUUAUAAAUCAGAUGUUAGGAGAAUAGAGGCUAAAGAUAAACACCUGUAGAUUAUAAAUCAGACGUUAGGAGAAUAGAGCCUAAAGAUAAACACCUGUAGAUUAUAAAUCAGACGUUAGGAGAAUAGAGCCUAAAGAUAAACACCUGUAGAUUAUAAAUCAGACGUUAGGAGAAUAGAGCCUAAAGAUAAACACCUGUAGAUUAUAAAUCAGAUGUUAGGAGAAUAGAGCCUAAAGAUAAACACCUGUAGAUUAUAAAUCAGAUGUUAGGAGAAUAGAGCCUGAAGAUAAACACUUGUAGAUUAUAAAUCAGAUGUUAGGAGAAUAGAGGCUAAAGAUAAACACCUGUAGAUUAUAAAUCAGAUGUUAGGAGAAUAGAGCCUAAAGAUAAACACCUGUAGAUUAUAAAUCAGACGUUAGGAGAAUAGAGCCUAAAGAUAAACACCUGUAGAUUAUAAAUCAGACGUUAGGAGAAUAGAGCCUGAAGAUAAACACCUGUAGAUUAUAAAUCAGAUGUUAGGAGAAUAGAGCCUAAAGAUAAACACCUGUAGAUUAUAAAUCAGAUGUUAGGAGAAUAGAGCCUAAAGAUAAACACCUGUAGAUUAUAAAUCAGAUGUAAUUUGUACAGUAUUUUUAUUUUUAUGUUUCAGGAUUGAUGAUAGGAGAACAGUGACUUCUACUUCACAGCUGGACCUCUGAGGUACUGUUCAGGCCAGGACAUUUUAGACCAGGGGUCAAUUCUAUUUCAAAUCCGGAGGUAAGCCGAAAUUCCAAUUCCAAUGUUCCUCAUUGAAAAGUAAAAAAUAAUAAUGAGAAUUGGUAUUUCAGUUGACUUCCUGAAUUGACUGAAUUGAAAUGGAAUUGAGCCCAACCCUGCUAUAGACACACAGCAUGAAGACAAACCAGCAGCUACUGUGAGAGGACAGAAACAUGCCCAUGUCCUCUGCACUGCUACGUUAGUGGAGCACUGUCUGAACAGGAUUCAAAUGUAUAGCACUGACCCCAGGUCUGUUUGUGCUAUCAUGCCAAAUCCCUGUCACUCAUUGUCACAUGCUUUGGAGUUGGCAAGAACACAAACAGAUCUGGGAUCAGGCUAACUGACUAUAGGUUGAGUUCAGUAUUAGAAUGGUGGAGUGUGGAUCUGUUUACAGUAUUUCUGAGGAGAUCUUGUCUGCAUCUAAUACGGCACCGGAUUCUCUAUAUAGUGCAGGGCUCUGGUCUAAUGUAGUGCACUAUGUAGGGAAUAGGGUGCCAUUUGGGACGCAUCCCAGAAACCUCAACAGAGCAAUGCUCUUUAACGUGUGACGUGUGUGUGUCUGUGUGUGUGUGUGUGUGUGUGUGUGUGCGCGCGUGCGUGCUGGAGUCCGUGACUGUGUCAAUGUGUGUUAUCUUGAUAGCCUAUUCAUUGUCAUGGUUUAGUGAUGUUCAUUCCAACACUGGUUAUUGAUUGGUGGGUUUUGGCUGAAAUUGAUUAUUAUUAUUAUUACUGUGUUAUGUGUUUGACUUACAACCUAAAGUAUCUGUAAAUGGUCCUGAUAUUAAAAUGGAUUCUGUGAA